GGUGUGAGUGAGUGAAGCACGCGGUAAAGCAGAAGCUGUCAAAAAUGCCGGAGCCAGCAAAAUCUGCUCCCGCUCCUAAGAAAGGAUCUAAGAAAGCUGUGACUAAGGUUCAAAAAAAGGGGGAUAAGAAACGUAGAAAGAGCAGAAAAGAAAGUUAUUCCAUCUAUGUUUAUAAAGUGCUGAAACAAGUUCAUCCGGAUACUGGCAUCUCCUCGAAGGCUAUGGGUAUAAUGAACUCUUUUGUAAAUGACAUCUUUGAGCGCAUUGCUGGGGAGGCGUCUCGCCUGGCACAUUAUAACAAGCGUUCAACUAUCACUUCCCGGGAGAUCCAGACCGCUGUAAGACUGCUGCUGCCGGGGGAACUAGCCAAACACGCUGUGUCUGAGGGUACCAAGGCUGUCACCAAAUACACCAGCUCUAAGUAAAUGGCUUACUAGCUGACCACUAAA
Molecule: messenger RNA, 449 nt
Organism: Mauremys mutica (yellowpond turtle)
Lineage: Eukaryota; Metazoa; Chordata; Testudines; Geoemydidae
Product: histone H2B 5-like
Exons: 1
Coding region: 45-425 (126 amino acids)
Cellular component (GO): nucleosome
Molecular function (GO): protein heterodimerization activity; structural constituent of chromatin; DNA binding
Source: RefSeq, a predicted model, not a curated record